GUAACAUCUGGUUAUGCAAAUUAUCAUCAUGACGAUCAAUGAAUAUUCCAAUGAGGUUAUGACGUCAUCUGCCGCCUUCUUAGCGUCUCGCUUCUUUCCCCUGAAAAGAGCUGACAACAUUCACUGCACAUCUCGUGAACUAAAUUCACUGAUCAUUGAAAGCUUUUUCCUUCUUUCUUCUGAACAAACAAAGCCGUUUGGAGCUCGCCGUCACUUCCGGUUUCUUUGUACUCGGGACAGACAGGUGCGCUCCAGGUGUCAGGUUAACGCGCGCGCGCUUUCCUCAGGAUGCGACCAGGCGCAACUUGGCGCGUGUUCAAGAGUGGAGAGGGUUUGUUUCUUUUUGCGCAUGCGCAGCGCGCGCCGCACAUCCGCCUGCUAUAUGAGAGCGAACUCGGGCAUGUUUUAAUUUUUUUUUAAAACACUCUUCGAGAUGGACGGGACCGAGGCGAACCGGAGGAACUGCACGAGGAGCGACGCGGUCGCAGAUCCGGGCCAAGACCAGAAAAGCGGCUCGAAGGACCGCGUGACACUUAAGAAGGAAAUCGGUUUGAUGAGCGCGUGCGCUAUUAUUAUAGGUAACAUCAUUGGCUCAGGUAUCUUCAUCUCUCCAAAGGGGGUUCUGGAGCAUGCCGGCAGCGUGGGCUUCUCCCUCAUCGUCUGGGUCCUCGGUGGAGGCAUCUGUGCUCUGGGCUCACUGUGCUACGCCGAACUGGGCGUCACCAUCCCCAAAUCUGGGGGAGAUUACUCCUACGUGACGGAAAUCUUUGGAGGACUGGUGGGGUUCUUGUUGCUGUGGAGUGCAGUAUGGAUAAUGUAUCCUACCACGCUGGCUGUGAUCGCCCUCACUUUCUCAAACUACGUCCUGCAGCCGGCGUUUCCAAACUGCCUUCCUCCCUAUAUCGCCACUCGCCUUCUGUCCACUAUCUGCAUCUUGCUGCUGACGUGGGUGAACUGCUCCAGUGUUCGCUGGGCCACACGCAUCCAGGAUUUCUUCACCAUCGGGAAACUGCUCGCUCUUGUUCUCAUUAUUGUAGUGGGCAUGGUCCAAAUUUGCAAAGGGCACUAUGACGCUCUGGAGCCUCAGACAGCGUUCGAGUUUAUCCGAGAGCCGUCAGUGGGGCAGAUCGCUCUGGCCUUCCUGCAGGCCUCGUUUGCCUUCAGCGGCUGGAACUUCCUCAACUACGUCACCGAGGAAGUGGUGGAGCCACGCAAGAACCUGCCACGUGCAAUCUACAUCUCCAUUCCUCUGGUCACGUUAGUGUACACUCUCACUAACAUCGCCUACUUCUCCUCCAUGACCCCCGAGGAGCUGCUCGCGUCCAACGCCGUCGCAGUGACGUUUGGUGAGAAGCUGUUGGGGAUGUUCUCCUGGGUCAUGCCCAUCUCUGUGGCUCUGUCCACGUUCGGAGGGAUUAACGGCUACCUGUUCACGUCCUCCAGGUUGUGUUUCUCUGGAGCGAGAGAAGGACACCUGCCCUACCUGCUGGCUAUGAUCCAUCUGAAGAACUGCACACCCAUCCCGGCUCUGCUCGUCUGUUGCACUGCGACCAUCGUCAUCCUCUGUAUUGGCGAAACCCACAACCUGAUCAACUACGUGUCUUUUAUAAACUACCUCUCAUACGGAGUGACCAUCGCCGGCCUGCUGUACUAUCGCUGGAAGAAACCCAAUCUCGUCAGACCAAUUAAGGUGAAUUUGCUGGUCCCCAUCAGUUACCUGGUGUUCUGGGCCGUGUUGCUGUGCUUCAGUCUGUACUCGGAGCCUGUGGUGUGUGGGAUGGGGCUCGUCAUCAUGCUCACCGGAGUCCCUAUCUACUUCAUCGGAGUGCAGUGGUCAAAAAAGCCGCGCUGGAUCUACAGCGCAGUGGAGUGUGUGACGUAUUUGGGCCAGAAGCUGUGUUAUGUCGUGUUCCCUCAGGACGAUCCCUCCGAAACGGAGCCUCUCACAGAGAAAACUGAGAAGUCGGAGCUCUGAAGCGUCAAACCUUCCAGGGAAACUUUGUCCCCCCCUUUCUUUUUUUUUUUUUUUUUUAAAUAUUACGGGGUCAAAAAAACCCACCCAGAAAAGCAGCAGUUAUUAACUCAGAGUUUCUUGUGCAGGUGAUGAGACGGAUUUCUCUACGGUGCUCUAGGUUCCAGUUUCAAUUUUUUUUAAGUGUGUAAAGAAAGAGAGUCCUAUUGAGGGGAGAUGCAUGUUGUCUUUUUAUUAUUCCGGGCUUUUCUCGUCUUUUCCGCUGGCCGCGGAUGUCGGAAUGUGUAAAACGAACCCUUUUGUCCUCACAAAAGGAACUGGUUUCCACCGACCUCCUCUCGUUGCUACCUGGAGGCCAUUCCCGAUUUAAAAUACGGGGCAUGUGUUCUCUUGAGCCAUGCAGGAUCUUUUGUUUUUCUGUUCUUUGUUUAUUAAUGACUACCGGCCCAUAACUUUCAGCUGUGUGUGUGUGUGUGUGUGUGAGAGAGAGAGUUUUCUCUUUCAUAUACAGUCCCUAUAUAUAUGGCAUGUGGCCAUAAAUCCUUAAGUUGCACCACAGGGAUGUGUGUGUGCAUUUAAUUUUUAGUUUUUGGGUUUUUUAGAAAAGUUCAGAUCUGUAUCAGGUAUCCUUAAAACUGGUGUGUACUUUUUAAACAAGGUGAAAAUCUGCCAUUUUUUGAUACUUUAGAGCAUUUCUGUAGCUUUUUUUUUUUUGAAGACAGAUAACCUUAAAACCCAUUAAAUAGCCUUUCUCAAAAACUUAAUACUCAAAUAUAACAAAUACCUAAAACUAUACUCAUAUCAUUAAGAGUAAAAGUUGUUUUUUGCAUGACUAUUUCAACAAGAGUAAGAGGAUAGGAGUAAGUAGUAUAGUAUUAUUAUUAUCAUUAUUAUUAUCGUUAUUUACCUUUCAGCAUAAGACAGUGCUGAUGCUGAUAAGUUCAAAACCAUCUGAAAAAAUUUUUUUAAAUGGAAAUUAUUUUAAAUCGUUAUACUGCAUACAGCUCUCGUCUGUGCAUUCUCUGCUUGCUAGCUACUUGAUAGAUGUUAGCAGUGAGCGUUAUCGUCGACUAGGGCUGUCAAAUAUUUUUCUUUAAAAUUUUAUAUAAUUUAUUUGAGUUUUAAUUUAGUAUUUGUAUGUCUAUGAAUAUUAUUGACAGAAUGAAUAUUAGCAGCUCUUUUGAUAACAACAGUGUCACUUUCUUAAGCUAAGAAAUCACAAGAUUAUCAAGUUUAUCAUUUUAUUUUAAACAUUAAUAUUUUAGAUUCAGUUUUAUUUAUUUUUCUCACAGUGAUAGGUCAUCUUCAACUUUGACAUCUUCAUGCACAAAUAUUUAUUAUGUUGAUUUUUACUCCUCAGAAAUCAUUUGCACGAAUCACAACCAUAUGCUCACUAGGGAAACAUAUGCACUUCAUGACCAGUAGAGCUCCAUUUGGGAAAGAAGACUAGCGGAAAGCAUGGAACAGAAAGAGACGUAACAGAAAGAAUAUUAAGGGAAAGAAAAAUAACGGAAAGAUAAGUAGGGGAAAGAAAUUUUGGGGAUAGCCAAAUUUAAUCAGCUAAAAAUAUUUCUUUUCUUUUCAACUUGACUCGAAUGAAACCAAAAAGCCUCGUACACUUCGUUUAUUCAAUAAAGUUCAUUCAUUCAUCUUCAGUAAGCACUUUAUCCUGGUUAGGGAUGUGGUGGCUCCAGAGUCUAUCCCGGGAACGCUGAGCGUGAGGUGGGAAAACAUCCUGGAUGGGACGCCAGUUCAGAACAGUUUGAAAAUAGCAAUUUGAAAAAGCUACUUAAGUAAAUGUAACGGCGUAAACAUAGAGAAUUACAACUCACCGCUACCGAACCUCCAUUAUACAUACAACAAAGUUCGUGUGUUAAUAUGCAAUGAUUAUUUACAAUCUUUUCUUGAGCGCUAAAAGCGUGUAAAUGAAACUGGUUACUUUGUGGCCAAUGUGACUUUUAAAGAAAAAAUCGUAAGCGUACUCAGGUUACGCAAAAUAUACACUUUGUUACAGAAAUUUAAUUUCAUUACAUUUCUAAAAUGAAAAAAAGUUUUGUUAGUGAUUCCUCAAAACAGUACAUGCAGGUGUCAUGUGCAAAUUUGUAAUGUAAAAAAAAACCCUUCAGAUAUUUUUACGACAAACGUUUUAAAUACAAACCCCUCUGCUGAUGAAGUUACACUACGUUCACACUAGCAAGAAACAAGUCACUAGUGUCGUUUGUAGUUUGUCACUUAUGGGCGUGGCCUGUCGAGCGUUGUUUUUAUUUAUUUCCGAUGGAAAAUGGUAGUAGCUACACCUCCAAUAGCUAACAAUAGUUAAACACUAUUUAAAUAACACACUAAUCAGUGUGAAAUGUGGCUGUUUACAUAUUAUGCACUUAGCUUCGUACUAGCUUCAUUGGCUGAUUAGCAACUGUACUAGCUACGUACGCUCACCAGAGACACCAACGAUCUUUGCUACUUCCUUGCAAGCUUUAUUUUUCUUCGUAAUGUCUCAAAUGGUGCUUGCCACUGUCGCUGAAAUCAUGACUCCGUGACACGCACUUACGUACAAGAAGAACACUCGCCUGUUACUUUGUCGCCCUCCAGUGUGAACGUAGUGUUGCUUACUCUAUACUACGGAUGUUUGACUGAAACCAGGCGAGACAGGCGUGUGCUGAAAAGUGUGAUCAGAGCCAUGUGAUGGUGUAAAUGUGUGUGAGAUAAUGCUGCAGUUGCCUCCUACAUGAUGAUCACGCACUCUGUAAUGUAGAUGUUUGUUGUAUAUGUGUGCUUUUUAACUCAUUAUUUUUGAUCCGUGUUGAAAUGUAACAUUUACACACAAAUUUGGUUCUAAUGCUGCAUUUGUGACUGAGUGGGAAGUUUCUGACUUCUGGUUAUAACAUAGUUACCGCUCAGAACGUCUGAAGAGUUGCCCAUAGUGCUAUGUAUCUAGGGCUCCAUGUUCCUAUUGUUCUAUGUUCCCAGGGGAUUCGUAGGUUCCAAAGGGUUCUAUGCUCCUAGAGCCAUAUCCUGCUGCCUAUCUUCCAGGAGCCUAUGUUCCCGUGUUCCUAGAACCUUAUGUUUCUUCAUUUCUACGUUCCCAGGGUCCUGUGCUCCCCAGACCUUAUUUAUCUAAGGUACUGUGCUCCCAGAAUCCUAUUUAUCUACAUAUUUAUGUUACCAUAGUUCUAUUUACUAUGGUUUUAUGUUUCCAGUGCCCUAUGUAUCUCGGGUACUAUGUUCUCAGUAUCCUAUGUAUCUAAGGUUCUAUGCUUCCAGGGCUUUAGGUUUCCAGAUCUUAUAUUCCAAAGGGAUCUGUGCUCCCACAGGCAUAUCCUGGUGCCUGUCUUCCAAGAGCCUAUGUUCCCAUGUUCAGAGAACCCCAUGUGUCUAUCGUUCUUUAUUCCCAGUGUUCUAUAUUCCCAGGACCCUAUAUAUCUAUGGUCCUAUAUUCCCAGAACCCUAUCUUCUCAUUAUCACAUGUUCCCAGACCCCUAUGUAUCUAAAGUUCUAUGUUCCCAGUACCCUAUGUAUCUAGGGUGCUAUGUUCUGAGAGCCAUAUCCUGGUGCCCAUGUCCCCCGAGUCCUCUGUUCCCAUAUUCCCAAGUGCUAUGUCUUUUGGGUUCUAUGUUCCCAGGGUCAAUGUUCCCAGACCCCGCACUCCUUCUUUCCCAGGGCUGAUGUUCCUAGAGCUGGUUGUUCUCAGGGUCCUAUGUUCCUUCACUGAAAUUUUAUAGGAACUGGUCCUGUGUGGUGGUGCCCACAGUCCAGAGAAGAAACUAGAGGCACGUUUUAAGCCUUUAAAAGACUUUAGAUAUUCUGUUUGUGUAUGGUUUGUUUUAUUUUAAGAUCUAUAGGAGGAUAGUUGGAUCACUAAAAGGUUUGUUAAACUGGCAUGUUCUUUUUGGGCGCAAUUAACAAUAAAUUAAAAAAUCUCCAUCUUGCAUCUACUUUUAACAUAAUUUACUAACCAAACAACUCUUCUGGCAUUUUUAAAAGCUAUUUGAGGAUUUUUUAUCAACAAAGGAGACAUUUAAAACACUAGCUUACUGUUAAUUGGAAUUGUUUUCUGGAAAAUACUGACCACGCAGUUUUCAUGAAUGCAGCAUAGCACCACUUUUACAGUUUUGUUUUUCUAGAUUUGUCAUAUGAUACAUUUUCAGAGUGUUCCUGUGGUUUGUGAAAUUGUUUUGACGUUUGGGGUUGUAAGGUGUUUUUUAACCUGAGACAUUUUAUCAGUGGAUGCAAAAACAAGCAAGCAGAAGUGAAUAGAGUUUGUGUUAAAGACAUCUGAUGAAUGUGAAUGUAUUUCAUCUAACUCCAGCACUUAUUCCUUAAACCGUCAGGUUUAAAGUCACUUUAAUAUGAAAUUAUAAUUUGUUAACCAAAUCCCAGUUAAUGAGCCAUUGUAAUGUAUCUAUGCAAACAGAGGUUUAAUCACUUUAAUGGUUUAUUAAUAUUUUUUAGAGUUAUAUAGUAACUUACUUGCUGCAGUAACGUGCCACUGCCAGUGAAAGUUAGAUUGUACUUUUCCGAUCCCAGGAACUCGGCCACGUUUCUUCUUAUUGCAUUUUGAAUUUUAGAGACACAUUAACGAUUACAGUGUGUGUAAAUAACUGAUUAUUUAAUAGUUUUUUUUGUUUGUUUUUUUUUUGCUAUGCUGGAAUUGAAGAAAUGUAUUUAGGCUUCAUGGGGACUAAAAAAGGGACAUUCCACUGAGACAUGCUUCAAUAAUAUCACAUAAUUUACAGUGUCUGUUCUAGCGAUGCAUCGAUACCAAGUCGAUACUGAUACUGAAAUGAGUAAUCUACUUAGUAUUAAUCAAUCAGGGAUGUCAUGGAGCAUUUCAUUUUGCUCUGUUUAUCUUGGUUUCUACUGUGUGCUGAGAUUUAUGUUUAAGAUUUUAUGGCAGUAUCUUUAAUACGAGCGUGAGGACGGCCGAUCCGAGCGUACAGAGCAGUAUCAGCGAGCGUGGACAUUAAAAAAAGGUCAUGAAUUGCACCUUGACUCACAAGCAGAGUGUGGAUGCUAGCUGCCUAGGGAAAGGAAGUGUGUGUCUGAGUGCUCAGUGCUCACUGAGCUGAAGUGCUCUCACACAUGCUCACUUCAGUCCUCCACACUCCCAAGUACCCUUAUGUGCAAUUCACAGCAUUUGGUGUUCAUUUUAAAACGCCACGCUCACUGAUACGGCUCUGUGCACUCGGGUCAGCCUCCUCACACACUUUAUUACACAUAAUCUCACGCAGAAUCACGUGAUAUCAGAUAGUGGAAGCAGAGUAUGAGUAAAUCAGCACAGUGUCAUUAAUGAUGCAUCUCUGAUCUAUUCCCAGAGCCUCCUGUCUUAAAUCAGCACUUAGAUCCAACACACUUCUUCAUGACUGUACACACCAGUGUCAUCCUCUACCCAACUAAAGCUAUUAAACCUUUCUCUUUUUUUAAAUGAAUAAUAAUAUAAUACCAUACUGGCUAGUCUAGACUUUUUUUUUUUUUCCUUUUCAUUUCAUGGGAUCCAGGGCGAGAUGUUUCUGUCCCUAAGCAUGACACCGAGCCUGUUCUCUCUGCCUCAGUCACCAAGUGCUUCAUUCAAACAAACACAGCCGUGUAAAUAUUAUUCCUGAAAGAGAGACAGCAUUCCUGAGGCCAGCUGAGUGAGACAUUGGGGAUGUGUGCUAUAAAUAUGUACUUCGAUGUAAAGGAUGGAUAUGCGUAACAAAAAUAUCACAAUAAAUUUAAUUCAAAACUUUA
Molecule: messenger RNA, 7699 nt
Organism: Pangasianodon hypophthalmus (striped catfish)
Lineage: Eukaryota; Metazoa; Chordata; Actinopteri; Siluriformes; Pangasiidae
Gene: slc7a10a
Product: solute carrier family 7 member 10a
Exons: 11
Coding region: 434-1975 (513 amino acids)
Biological process (GO): D-serine transmembrane transport; D-alanine transmembrane transport; amino acid transmembrane transport
Cellular component (GO): membrane
Molecular function (GO): neutral L-amino acid transmembrane transporter activity; L-amino acid transmembrane transporter activity
Source: RefSeq, a predicted model, not a curated record